Molecule: messenger RNA, 1141 nt
Organism: Cucumis melo (muskmelon)
Lineage: Eukaryota; Viridiplantae; Streptophyta; Magnoliopsida; Cucurbitales; Cucurbitaceae
Product: mavicyanin
Exons: 2
Coding region: 508-1026 (172 amino acids)
Cellular component (GO): plasma membrane
Molecular function (GO): electron transfer activity
Source: RefSeq, a predicted model, not a curated record
UUUUCUUAAUAUAACAUAUGUGUAAGAGCUUUGUUCAUGUUGAUAUAAAGUACACGUAAUUUGGUUGCUUAAACAGAAAUAUACAAAUGGCUGUUAACAAUGGUUUGGUAAUACAAGUUUAGCAUGUUUUUGCACAAAAAAAAAAAAAAAAACAUUGUUGUUAGUAGAGAAAGAAGGCUAUUUGAAAACAACAAUAAUAUUUCAAUGUGUUGUAGUGUUCAACUUGUCGUUUUUAGAGUGAUUUGAGUUCUCAAUUCAAUCCAACAAAUGACAAAUCAUGUUUUGCAUAUAUACAUAGCUUUGUUUCAACUCCAAGCUUUCUUUUAGCUGUUUAAACCAACCACAUUUAACUUUGCUGUAAAUCCACACAUUUCAACAUCAUUACAUUAAAAAGAAAAAGUACUCUUAGUUUUGUUUUUUUGAAGUUAGAAGAGAAAAGGGGAAGUGUAUAAAUAGAGGAUUAGAAGAAGCUGCUAGACACAUAUCAAAGCGUAAGAAUUUAUAGAAAUGGAGUGGUUGAUGAUGAUGAUGAUGAAGAGAGGUGUGUUUGUUAUGAUGAUUGUGGGUGCAGCUUUAAUGGCGGAAAUGGGUUUGGCAGAUCAAAGACAUAUGGUUGGUGGAAGCCAAGGUUGGCAAGAAUCUGUUGAUUUUGAUUCUUGGGCUUCUUCUCAGACCUUCAAAGUUGGUGAUCAAAUUGUUUUCAAGUAUGAUUCGAGCCUACAUAGUGUGGUAGAGCUUCCGGAUGAAAGUUCGUACAAAAACUGCGACAUUGGAAAUUCAAUUGAAUCGAAGAGUAGCGGAAAUGACGCGAUUAAAUUGACCAAAUCUGGGACUCGAUACUUCGCUUGUGGAACGAUUGGGCAUUGCAGCCAAGGAAUGAAGGUCAAGAUCAAGAUAGCCACUGGCACUGCUUCCUCUACUCCAUCUUCACCUUCUUCUUCUUCCUCUUCUUCUUCUUCUUCACAUUAUUCUCUUAUGGGUUUCUUCCUUAUGCUGCUACCUUUCUAUGCCUUGAGAUUCAUGUGAAAUGUUAAUUAAUUACUAGCUAAUUAAUGCUUUUCAGUUGUAUUCUUUUUGUGUUAAUUUGUUUUAGAUAUGAGUUUUUUUUUUUGGUUUAAUUCAUGUUUUUGUUAUUUGUGUU